Messenger RNA from Hibiscus syriacus, 2542 nucleotides. Its product is annotated as transcription factor GTE4-like. The record is from RefSeq and is a predicted model, not a curated record. The transcript is spliced from 5 exons. Lineage: Eukaryota; Viridiplantae; Streptophyta; Magnoliopsida; Malvales; Malvaceae. Gene Ontology annotation, molecular function: protein binding. The coding region runs from base 191 to 2146 and encodes 651 amino acids.
AUCUUCAAAUUCGGCGUAGGGUAGGUUUGUUUUUUUUUUGAUCUAGUGGUUGAAAUUGUGGGGAACUCUGAAGUUUGGGAGAUGAGAUUAGGGUUUUUGGUGCAGAGGUAUUUAAACCCUAUUUUGGAUUGAUCGCAGAAGCAGGAUUGUUUGUUUGUAGACUGGAAAUAGGGAAUUAGGGCCCUAAUAUAUGUGCAUGGCUUCGGCAACAGUAGUUGGAGAAGAAAAAGAUGGCGAGAGAGAGAAACAGAGGUACAACGAGAACAAGGUUUAUACCAGGAAAGUGUUUAAGGCUUCCAAGAAAAGCAAUCUUCUCAACUCCACCGUUAGCAAUUGCAACCCCAGCCACGACAACAAAUAUAACAAUAACACCGACAUCGAUGCUGUGAAGGACACUGCUGUCACCGCAAAAGAUGCUGACCCUAACGGCGACGGAAACGACAACAACAACAACGAUGACGACGAAGAAAAUAAUAGAAACUGCUCUUUUCAAAUACCUGCUCAACCUCUUUCUUUGGAGUUUGGGGAUUCAGCUCAGCAACAGCUUGUUCCGCUGAUAGACACUGUCGUGCCUGAUGACUGUUCAAGUCUUGAAAAGCAGCAGGAUGUCGCUGGAGCGUUGAAGCCCAGUUCAGAGGACCAGGUGAGGAUCAAUUUGGCUUCAAGGUCAAAGCAGGAGGUGGGGGAAUUGAGGAGGAAGUUGGUGAGUGAUCUUGAUUUGGUGAGGAAAUUGGUGAAGAGAAUUAAAGCCAAAGAGCAGGAAAUAAGUGGGUUUGGUAAUUCCUUUGUUCCUUUGAAUAAUGCCAUUUAUUUUGGUUUCAACCGGGCUCAACCAGAGCAGGUUUCAGUGGGCAUUUCUCAGGAGCCUGUUAAGAAAUCAAGGCCUUUGAAUCAGUUGAAUAUUUCUUCCUUGGAGAAUAGUCGGGGUGCAAAUGAAAAAAUGGAGAAGGAGAAGAGAACACCCAAGGCAAAUCAGUUUUAUCGAACUUCAGAGUUUUUGCUUGAUAAAGAUAAGUUUCCGCCUGCUGAGAGUAACAAGAAGUUGAAAUUAAAUGGUAAGAAGCAAGGGGGAGGUGAAUUCGCACGUGGGUUUGUCACGGGUAACAAGUUCUUUAAGAGCUGUAGUUCUUUGCUUGAAAGACUAAUGAAACACAAGCAUGGUUGGGUCUUUAAUGCUCCUGUUGAUGUCAAAGGUUUGGGUUUGCAUGAUUAUUAUAGUGUCAUUAAGCAUCCCAUGGAUUUGGGCACUGUGAAAUCGAGGCUUAGCAAGAACUGUUACAAGUCACCUAGAGAGUUUGCAGAGGAUGUCAGACUGACGUUUCAGAAUGCUAUGACAUAUAAUCCUAAGGGACAAGAUGCUCAUGUAAUGGCAGAACAGUUAUCAAAAAUAUUUGAGGGCAAAUGGGCCUCUAUAGAGGCAGAUUAUAUUCGAGAUAUGAGACUUGCAAUAGACUAUGAAGUGAGUCUUUGUAUGCCGACACCAACAAAGGCUCAUUCAAUGCUACCACCUCCAAUUGAUACGAGAAGGAUCUUGGAUAGAUCAAAGACAUUCCCAGUUAAUCCGUCACCAAAACUAAUAGCUACUACUCCUCUGGGAAGGACUCCUGCUCCCAAAAAGCCUAAGGCAAAGGAUCCUUAUAAGAGGGAUAUGACUUAUGAAGAGAAGCGGAAGCUUAGCACUAACCUUCAGAGUUUGCGUUUAGAGAAGCUGGACAACAUUGUACAGAUUAUUAAGAAAAAGAAUUCAUCUGUCCUUCAAAAUCAUGAUGAAAUCGAAGUAGACAUUGACAGUGUGGAUACCGAGACUCUUUGGGAGCUAGAUAGAUUUGUUACCAACUACAAGAAAAGUUUGAGCAAAAACAAGAGAAAGGCUGCUCUUUCCAUUAAAGCCAGAGCAGAAGCUGAGCAGAUUGCACCUGAAAAAUUACAGUCAGUAGCUCCUGUUUCCAUGGAAGUGCACAAGGAAACUACAACUAAUGAACAGAAUGUGUCCAUAUCAUUUGCGAAAGAAAAACAGGGAGAUACUGCUAGUAGGUCGAGUAGUUCAAGCAGUUCUAGCAGUGAUUCAGGGUCUUCUUCAAGUGACUCUGAUAGUGAAAGUUCCUCAGCAUCUGGAUCUGAUGCUGGACAUUCACCUAGAUCUUGAGCCCAUUCAGGUGCUUAUCAAUUGUGAUAAUGAAAUUUUGCAGAUUGGGUUUUAUGAGUGUGAUGUAGCAUUUGGGUGUUAUAGUGGAGAGAUAAACGUGAAGGGCUGCAGAAUGGGAGGAGUGGGGGAAGGAGGCUUCAGCAGGACUUCUCAAUUUGUGGACUAUCUGUAUAAUUAUAUAACUAAGAUGCGGGUAGGAUUUGAUUGGGCUAAAUUGAAGGCACGUGUACAUUGCUAAUUUAACAAGUGGGACUUGGUUUUUCUGUGUUUAUUAUGCAUUCUGCUGGGCAGAUUCUUUGAUUUGAUGUUGUAUAAAGAAGGAAUGAAACAAGCAUUGUAAUUCAAAGUAGUAAGUAUUGUUCAUGUGAAAUGAAUACAAUAAUAGUUAGUGUGAAA